This is a messenger RNA of Amborella trichopoda, 1137 nucleotides long. RefSeq lists its product as uncharacterized. The record is from RefSeq and is a predicted model, not a curated record. Lineage: Eukaryota; Viridiplantae; Streptophyta; Magnoliopsida; Amborellales; Amborellaceae.
CGUCGGGAGCUUGAAUCGUUUCAGUGAAGUACUGCCCGAGUGAAACGGGGAAAUAAACGCGUGAAAGAGGAAGUACGAUACUGAAAAUUCAAGACAGAGAUAGAGAGAAGAGAAGCACGAUACUGAAAAUUCAAGAGAGAGAGAGAGGGAGAGGGAGAGGGAGAGGGUGAGGGAGGAGAGAGAGUCGAGUUUUUGUUAACAGAGAGGGGAGUGAUUGGAGUUGAGGAAUGGAGGGAGGGGGCAAAUUUGUGGUGACAUUCGAUGUGGAUGGGACGCUUAUACAGAGCUCAGGCCCUGCAUCGAACAAACUCCAUCGCCGUGCCUUCUCUCAUGCCUUCCUCCAAGUUUGUGGCGUUGAUGGAACCAUUGACGCCAUCCAGCAUCAUGGACAAACAGAUCCUUCUGUGAUAGUUAACACUCUCAUGCACUAUGGCGUUUCUUCUGAAGUUGCCAAUGAAAAGUUGCCUGAAAUAAAGCUGAGCAUGAUUGAAUUCACUAAAGAACAUGCCAAUGAAAUUGGGGAAGGAUUGCUGGUUCUUCCUGGAGUAGCUUCAUUGCUACAGGCUUUGUCAUCAAAGGAUAAUGUGCUCAUUGGCUUGGUUACAGGUAACUUGGAAGAAAUAGCAUGGCUGAAGAUGGAAGGGCUAGGAAUCAGGAAAUAUUUUACGGUCCCCAAUUUUGGAGGAUUUGGAAGUGAUCAUUUUGAUCGAGGGCAGCUUGUAAAAAUCGCUGCAGACCGAGCUGAGAAGAUGUUCCCUGGGGAAAUUGGCGUACGCGUGCAUGUCGGGGACACCCCAAAUGAUAUUAAGGCAGCUGAGUUUGGAGGAGCUUUGCCUAUUGGUGUGGGCACCGGCAUCUUCACCAGGGAGGAGCUGGAACAGGCGAGCACUAGCGGCAAGGCUGCCAUUCUGGAUGAUCUUGCUGAUAUUAGUGCUUUCAUGAAAUUACUGGGCAUUUGAAGCUAGAAAUAUCUCACUGGUAGCACUGUCAGCACAGAUCAUUCUACUAUAAGUUAAAUCUCUUAGAUUCUUUUUUAAGAAUAUUGGUGGUUGAGAUCUUCUCAAUCAUUUGGUAUUGAAAGCUAGAUUUAUUUUUUCUCAAUAUUUAUUUUGAGAAAUUAUCUUAUCAAUAUAACCA